AUUCAUGGCUAUCUGGAAUCGUUAGCUUCUGAACACUCUGAUAUUGCUUCAAAUAUAUCAAUCGGGAUGUCCUAUGAAGGCCGUGACCUUAAAGUUAUCAAGAUCAGUGGAGGAACUUUGAAAGACAAACCAAUCUUGUGGAUAGAUUCUGGAAUCCAUGCUAGGGAAUGGAUCUCUAUAACUACAACUACGUACAUAGCUACGCAGCUUGUAGAAAAGUACAAUAGUGAAGAAGAUGUGAAGAUGCUGGUUGAUACAUUUGAAUGGUACAUAAUGCCAUGUGCGAAUCCUGAUGGUUACGAGUAUAGCCAUACUAAA
This is a messenger RNA of Limulus polyphemus (Atlantic horseshoe crab), 318 nucleotides long. RefSeq names its product carboxypeptidase B-like. The transcript has 3 exons. Gene Ontology annotation, molecular function: zinc ion binding; metallocarboxypeptidase activity. Gene Ontology annotation, biological process: proteolysis. The record is from RefSeq and is a predicted model, not a curated record. The annotation marks the transcript as partial. Lineage: Eukaryota; Metazoa; Arthropoda; Merostomata; Xiphosura; Limulidae.